Sphaeramia orbicularis (orbiculate cardinalfish) is the source of this 2155-nucleotide messenger RNA. Its product is annotated as acidic leucine-rich nuclear phosphoprotein 32 family member E-like. Gene Ontology annotation, cellular component: nucleus. Gene Ontology annotation, biological process: regulation of apoptotic process. NCBI's taxonomy places the organism in Eukaryota, Metazoa, Chordata, Actinopteri, Kurtiformes, Apogonidae. The record is from RefSeq and is a predicted model, not a curated record. Gene Ontology annotation, molecular function: phosphatase inhibitor activity; histone binding. The transcript is spliced from 7 exons. The coding region runs from base 164 to 919 and encodes 251 amino acids.
CUUCCACUGGAGGUCGGGCGCGAGUGAACAUGGCGGUUUAGUUAUCUCCUGGCGUCCGUCGGAGUAGGAAGGCCACCGUGAAAGCGCGCUUCGCUGUAUCGUGUUUUAUUUUCAGUUUUCCUUUGUUAUACUUUGUUUUUGUGCCCUUUGUCCGGGCUUCACCAUGGAGAUGAAGAAGAGGAUUAGCCUGGAGCUGAGGAACAGAAAUCCAGCCGAGGUUGCAGAGCUGGUGGUGGAUAACUGUCGCUCCAGUGAUGGGGAGGUGGAAGGUCUGACAGAUGAGUACUCGGAGCUAGAGAUCCUCAGCAUGGUGAACGUUGGCCUCAGCUCGCUUGCCAAGUUGCCUAAACUGCCCAAACUGCGCAAGCUGGAGGUCAGCGAUAACAACAUCGCAGGAGGUUUGGAGUCAUUGGCAGAGAAAUGUCCUGCUCUGUCCUAUCUGAACCUGAGCGGAAACAAAAUCAAAGAGCUCAGCUCCAUCAAGGCUCUGCAAAACCUGAAGACCCUGAAGAGUCUGGACCUGUACAGUUGUGAGGUGACCACGCUGGACGACUACAGAGAUAAUGUGUUCGAGUUGCUGCCGCAGCUCACAUACCUGGACGGAUAUGACGAGGAGGACAACGAGGUGCCCGACUCAGAGAACGAUGACGAUGAUGAAGCUGGUCCCCCUGGAGAUGAUGACGAUGAGGAUGAUGAGGAUGACGAUGAGGAAGGCUCUGAGGGGGAUGACGAUGAGGUCGGUCUGUCAUACCUGAUGAAGGAGGGAAUCCAGGAUGAAGAGGACGAUGGAGACUAUGUUGAAGAGGAUGACGAUGAUGAAGAGGAAGUGGAAGAUGGAGAUGAGGAUGGUGCUGCCGUUCGAGGAGAGAAGAGGAAGAGGGAUGCUGAGGACGAAGGUGACGAUGAUGAUGAUGAAUAGUUGAACCCCCUGAACACUGGUUACACCUGACCCCUCCCUCAUCCAAUGACCUCUGACCCCACCAGAGUGGCGGCCACCACAGGGACAGGACGCUGCCUUCAGGUUCAGGACUCAUAAUUGGAAAAUAUCCCCAUUAGCUCAGCCUGGUUUCACACAAACAUAGACAUUUCUGCUUCAUUUUAAACUUUUCCUCCACUUUUAUCUGGUUAAUGUUUUACAGUCGUGUGAUGAGACAUUAAACACUUUAUUUUUCAUGUGUGUAAAUGUUUUAAGUAAGCAGUAAAAUCCCAGUUUGGAACCAUGUAUACAAUGUAACUAAUCAAUGACUGUUACUACUUUCAAUCUUGGCGUUAAAGUUGUCACUGCUUAUCCUAAUGAACAUCAAAUUAAACUGAAUGUUUAUUAUGAUCAAAAGCCAGUUUUUCUCCAAUAUUGACCAUUUGAUUCUAAUACUCAGUUCUACACUGUAAAAAAAAAAAAAAAAAAAAUGAACGAUUGAUGGAAAAAUGUGCUUAAGUCACACAAAGUAGGGUGUUUUUAUCAAAUGAAUGAAUUCAUGUAAAAAAAAACUGAGAAGGCGUAAAUCGAAAUAAAAUAAAUGGCAAAACGAGGUUAAGGUAGAAUAAAAGUAGUUAAAUGUGGCUGAUUAUUGUGUUUUUUUCAUAUUUAAUAAAUUAAUGAAAGCUGUGAAAUAAAUGAGGUGGAGGAAAAGUAUAAAAUGUCAUUAAAGAAUCUGUUUAUGUUUAAUCACUGGAAACAUUAGACCAAACUUCAAAAUAGGUCAAAAUUAAAUGUAACCUGUUAUUUUAUUAUUGGUUGAUCUUUUUUUAUUGUUUAGUAGUUGUUUGUUAUAAAAUGAAUCGUAAAUUUUUUUUCUGCAGUUGAUCUAAUACUUAAAUCAAUAACUAAUCAUUGAUUGGUUUUUCAGCUGCAGCUUUAAGUGGUUCCGUUUGUUUUGUUUCUUCUACUGCGUUACCCAAGAGCCUCGGCAGCCCUCAUUUUAUUCUCUGUGACUGUUAGUGCGUCUGCGGUCAGGUGUAGCUCCGCCCCCUUCCCUGGCCCCGCCCUCUCACCUGUCGUCUGCGGCUCAGUCUCAUCCAUCUUUCUCUGUAAAUAGAAUGAUCUGGUGUCGUAGGUUUGUGUCAUGUCGUCGACGCUUCUUCUCUGGUUUAUUUUAUUUUUUUAUUCCUGUGUGAUGUCAUCAGAGUGUUUUUGAAUAAAACCAGCUGAAUUCUG